This is a messenger RNA of Periconia digitata, 2175 nucleotides long. Lineage: Eukaryota; Fungi; Ascomycota; Dothideomycetes; Pleosporales; Periconiaceae. The record is from the annotation of a GenBank genome assembly.
UACCCCGCCACCGAAUCCGUAAACAUGUCUGUUGUGGGCAUUGACCUGGGGACGCUCAACACCGUAAUCGCUGUUGCGCGUAACCGCGGUGUCGAUGUGAUCACCAAUGAAGUGUCCAACCGUGCCACUCCCUCGCUCGUAGGCUUCGGCCCCAAAAGCAGAUACCUUGGAGAGGCCGCAAAGAACCAAGAGAUCUCAAAUCUCAAGAACACCGUCUCGUCUUUCGUGCGCCUCGCUGGCCGCUCGCUCAACGACCCCGAUGUCCAGCUCGAGAAGGAGUUUGUCUCGGCCCCGCUGGUCGAUGUUAACGGCCAGGUCGGCGCUGAAGUCACAUACCUAGGUAAGAAAGAAAAAUUCACUGCCACCCAAAUCACCGCCAUGUACCUCACGAAGAUCAAGGGGACCGCUUCAGCCGAGUUGAAGCUCCCUGUCUCCGAUGUUGUUCUUAGCUGCCCCGUUUGGUACACCGAUGCCCAGCGUAGGGCCAUAUUGGAUGCCGCCGAAAUCGCCGGCCUCAAGUGCUUGAGGUUGACCAACACCACUACCGCAACCGCCCUUGGCUACGGUAUCACAAAGACGGACCUUCCCGCACCCGAGGAGAAACCCAAGAGGGUUGUGUUCGUCGACAUCGGCCACAGCAACUACACUGCCUCCGUGGUCGAGUUCAAGAAGGGCGAGUUGGCUGUCAAGUCUACUGCCUGGGACCGUCACUUCGGUGGUCGCUACAUUGACAAGGCUCUUGUUGAUCACUUCGCUACCGAGUUCAAGGAGAAGUUCAAGGUCGACAUCAACGAGAACGCCAAAGCGCGCAUCCGUGUCGCCGCUGGUGUUGAGAAGCUCAAGAAGGUUCUCUCUGCCAACUCAGUUGCGCCUCUCAACAUCGAGUCCGUCAUGAACGACGUCGACGUCCGUGGCAUGCUUAAGCGUGAGGAGCUCGAGGAGCUUAUCAAGCCCAUGCUCGACCGCGCCACUGCUCCCAUCGAGCAGGCCCUUGCUGAGGCCAAGUUGAAGCCCGAAGAUAUCGACCACAUCGAGAUGGUUGGUGGCUGCACACGUGUGCCUGCCUUGAAGGCUCGCAUCCAAGAGUUCUUCGGAAAGCCUCUUUCCUUCACCUUGAACCAGGACGAGGCCGUUGCCCGAGGAUGUGCUUUCAACUGCGCCAUUCUCUCCCCCGUUUUCCGCGUCCGUGACUUUUCCGUGCACGACAUUGUCAGCUACCCCAUCGAGUUCACCUGGGAGAAGUCCGAGGAUAUCCCCGACGAGGACACCAGCCUGACCGUCUUUAACAAAGGAAACGUCAUGCCCUCCACCAAAAUCCUCACAUUCUACCGAAAGCACGCCUUUGAUCUUGAGGCCAAGUACGCCAAACCCGAGGAGCUGCCAGGAAAGGCCAACCCCUGGAUCGGCAGGUUCUCCGUCAAGGGAGUCAAGGAGGACUCCAAGGGAGACUUCAUGAUCUGCAAGUUGAAGGCCCGUCUUAACAUCCACGGUGUGCUCAACGUAGAGUCUGGUUACUACGUGGAGGAAGUCGAGGUUGAGGAGCCUAUACCCGAGGAGAAGAAGGAAGGCGAUAUGGAUGUCGACUCAAAAGAGCCCAAGGAGCCACCGAAGAUGCGCAAGGUCAAGAAGCAACAGAGGAAGGGUGACCUCCCGCUGGCAGCAGGCACCGCGGCGUUGGACCAGUCAUCCAAGGACACGGCGGCUGAGAAGGAGAACCAGAUGAUCAUGGAGGACAAGCUGGUCGCCGACACCGAGAACACCAAGAACGAACUCGAAUCAUUCAUCUACGAGCUCAAGGACAAGAUCCUUGACGUAUACGCCGAGUUCGCCAACGACGAUGAGAAGUCCAGGUUGAACACCAAGCUCGAGGCUAUCGAGGAAUGGCUCUACGAUGACGGCGAGGAUGCGUCAAAAGCACAAUACGUCUCCAAGAUGGAGGACAUCCGCUCCAUUGCCGGACCCAUCAUCCAACGGUACAAGGACAAGAUCCAGCAGGAGCAGGAGGUCGCCAUGAAGAAGCAGCAGGAGGCCCACGCCGCCAAGCAGGCCGAGAUUGAGCGCAAGAAGCGCGAGGAGGAGGCCAAGAAGCAGGCCGAAGCGCCCGAACCCAAGGACGCCGAGAUGACUGAUGCCGAGACGACGAAGCCGGAUGAGGUCGAGGAGCCCUCAUCUUAG